CCGGCGCCAGGCACAGGUCGAGACACUGGCAGUAAACACGCGUCAGCUGAUCGCCGGAGCAGCUGGAAGUGUCAAUACUCCCCGCGUGUCGCCUCAGCUGUGGUCAGAUCAGCUGUUGUGGUCUUUCUUCUUCUUUUCCUGUCAGCGCGGCUCUCCUGGCACCUCAUGACCUACGGGCCCGGCGAGUGAGUGAGGGGGGCUGACCCUCCACGCCCCCCCCGCCGCCACCCGCCCCUUCCCGCUAACCGGACAUUGCUGCUCACCGGAAAUUGCUUGACCCUCGUCCCAGGCUGUAGACUUUCACUUUUACCCUUAUUAGUCAGCCUUCCUCGGUGGUUUGCAUGGGCAGGAGCAUGGGAUGGGCAUUUGCCAGGCUCACCUUCCUCCCCACACUGGCCUUCAAUGUGGCUAUGCGCAGAGUGUCGGCCAGGAAGUGGUACAACCAUGUGGACGACCGCCUCAUCCUGGGAGCCCUGCCCUUCCGUAGCAUGACGAAGGAGUUAGUGGAGAAGGAGGGCGUGAAGGGCGUUGUGUCCAUGAAUGAAGACUAUGAGCUGAGGUGGCUGGCCAAUGCAAAGAAGGAGUGGGAGGCCGUUGGAGUCCAGUUCCUGCAGCUGAGCACCACAGAUAUUUUUGAGGCCCCAAGCCAGGACAAGCUGCAGCAUGGAGUGAAGUUUAUCCAUGCAGUGGAGGCCAGUAGUCCUAGUGGAGCAGUGUAUGUGCACUGUAAGGCCGGGCGAACCAGAAGUGCCACCCUGGUUGCCUGCUAUCUCAUGAGCAAAUACAAUUGGAGUCCUGAGAAGGCUGUAACACACAUAGCUGAGGCACGACCACACAUAUGGCUGGGACCCCGCCAGUACCAGGCACUUGACACCUUCUAUCAUACCAUGGUGCAGAGCUGACCUCCAAUACUGCCCUAACUCCUCCUGUCAGUCAAGGUGACACUGUUCCUAAAGACCCAGACACACUUGGGGGGGAAAGUGGAAGGUGACAUGCUUAUGUCAUGUUACCAGAGCCUUUUUUCUAUCCAAUUUUCUGUGCCCAGGAUGGGUCAAUGGUGUGACCCAGGCAGGUCUGGCAGGAGGCAUUUUUAGGUAAUGUGUGGCAGUCUCUCACAGCAAGUCCUGGGUCAACUGUUGUUGGAAACUUCUGUACCAUUUGACUCAUCAGAUCGCAGUGUAGAUGAACUCUGUGCCUCAGCGUCACCAUCAGUGACCCAGUGUCAGUGGUCACCCCUAGUAUGUUCAAGGCUUCUCUGAUCAUUCUUCUGCAGUCUUGUCCUAACUCAGCCUCAAGGAUGGCUGCCAGCCUUGCUAUGAGUACUGGGAAGGUUUGAGUCUCAGGAGAGUAAAGGUGUCUUUACACAGGGCAGUUUUUCCUGCCGGUAAUGCCACCAUGUGCUAGCCAGCUUGCACAUGCAGCAAGUUUUAUUGCCGAUGUGUUUACACAGAAAGGCAGCUGAUCUUCGAAGAAAUAUAAAUAAUAUAAGUAAGGUAGCCCUCCAAAUUGGUAAUUUUCACUAAGUAAACACACGACAACAAAUUAGUAACUUAUCCUCACUAAAUUGGAUGCUUACCCGCAAUAAUAAUUGGGAAAAAUUAGUCCCUGGUGGUAUUGAUAAUUUUGCUCAUGAAGACACACACUCAUUAAUUGAUCCUAAUCCGAGUGCCUAUUCUUUUAAGAGAAUGAGAUACAUUUAAAGCGUUUGGUGAGGACCACCAUUACUGAGUCCGGAGGCAGGCUGUUCCUAAGUAGGCUAUAUAUGGUAUCUACCUCAGCAGUAUAUCCUUUGUGUGUCUUCUGUGCCUAACUCAUUUAAUCUUACCAAUGUAUGCCCUUCUUCUCUCUAAAGGUAUAUUUGGAGUCAUGGAGAUGCCAAAGAACAGAAUCACCAAGUCGAGGCUGUGAUUAGUUUUGGGCAUCCCAUUUUUCCCUAUUUCUAACAAGCUCACACUGAUAGUUCUAUUAUAUGUAACUUCUGCAGCAUCUACCUAACUACAUUCAAAGCACCCAUGAUACUUCAGUUUGGCUGGUGAUUAUGUGCGAGGAUGCAGCACAGUUUUGGCCCCAGACCCAGACCUAAAAUACCAACCGAUUCGAAAAAUUGCUGCGAAUUGCCCUGAUUAGUCCAUAAACACCAACUCCAGCUAUAUGGGCAUGUGGUGAACCUUGAGGAUGUCUAUCCUGCUUACAGGGUUGUUUCUGUAUGAGAUGACCCUGAGUGGAGGAGACCAAGGGUGCAUCCUCGUAACUCAUGGCUGGGGCAAGUCAGCCAAUCUUGUUGGGAAGGACAUGGGAUGGACAGGGCAGCUGCAUAGGGGCUUGCUAGGGAGGACCGCCGGGAAAUUGGACGACUAGUGAGUGAAGCGACACGCCCCCAUGUAUAUGCUCCCCAUUAGUUAGUAGCCCUGUGUAAAGCCAUCUUAAUUUCUGUGUAGUUUUCCUUGGUAGCUGUCUACUGCUUUUUUGUUAUCUAUCUAUGUGUCUGUAUAUCUGUAUCUCUCUCUAUUUUUUUCUUUAUCUUAUGGCUAUGAAGUAUAUGCUACUGCAAAUGAUAUAGUAAAAAUUGAAUUUUUUAUGUUUCAGUAUAGGGUUACAACCAAAUCCUCUGUAUUUUUUUAAAGCUGUUACCAGAAUGACAAAUAUAGUCAGAUAAAAUAUUUAUGAAUAAGCUUUGUUGCCUAGCAUGGGAGUUACUAGUUUGUUGGUUACUUGUUGAUGGACUGGUGCACUUAAACCUUGAAGAAGUGCUGCCUCCUCUGCUAGGCACCAACUCUCAGGGACUUGAGUAGCUAACAACUAAGUUACUACUGAGCUCUUCUACUGCAGUGAAAGCAAUGGAAUGGGUGCUUGUGUUGAAAAUUAAGUACUGGUGGCAUUACUAGCAGUUUUAUACCAUGAUAUGAUAGUACUAUAUUAUAUAAAAUGCAGAACAUAGCUGAUGUGAAAGAAUUUUAAAUUUUGCCUAGCAAGAAUAUUCUUUUAACCCAGUAGCAGCGGGGAUCAUGUUUCUUAAUGGUCCCUCUAAGCGAGAAAAAAAAAAAAAAAUCAUCACUCACUCAAACCAUUUCAAAAUACAUAUCAAAGCAUUUGUGAUCAGUUUAUGCAUCAUCUAUUUUAGAGGGUUUAUAUUAUGGCACAAAUUUGGCCCGUCGCUGCUACACUGUAAAACCACACAUUUGGCCCGUCGCUGCUACCAGGUUAACUCUGCUCAAUUUAGAUACAUAGUCUGAGUUAUUCAGUACUGGCUCUGAUAAGAAUAACCAUCAAAAUGUAACUGAAACUACUGUUGUUGCUUGUGAGGUGCUUUAAACCUUUUUGAUAAUCCUGUAAAAAUCUUGUAAGUGCCGAAAUUAAACAAUAUCAAGUU
Molecule: messenger RNA, 3370 nt
Organism: Eriocheir sinensis (Chinese mitten crab)
Lineage: Eukaryota; Metazoa; Arthropoda; Malacostraca; Decapoda; Varunidae
Gene: PTPMT1
Product: phosphatidylglycerophosphatase and protein-tyrosine phosphatase 1-like
Exons: 5
Coding region: 342-902 (186 amino acids)
Biological process (GO): protein dephosphorylation
Molecular function (GO): phosphatidylglycerophosphatase activity; phosphatidylinositol-4,5-bisphosphate 5-phosphatase activity; protein tyrosine/serine/threonine phosphatase activity
Source: RefSeq, a predicted model, not a curated record